GACACGUUGCGAUUCGCAAAGUUCAAGUUGAGAUAUAAAAGUUAAAUCAUUUUUGGUGAGACAUCAUUCUUUUGCUGGAGCUCGAAAAUACUACUUGAAAUAUUAUUUCAAGCAGUGAUGUCUUACGAAUUCCAGAGAUUUUUCUUCUUUACCUUCUGCCUGGCGUACUGCUGGCCAGGACUCUGCGCUGAAAGCAAUCUAAGGGUGGUCAAUCAAUGGGCUGAAUUGGAAUUCGUCUUCCCUAAUGAAGAAACCAAGCAGAUUGCUUUGACCAAACGGCAUUAUGUGCCGGGCAAGUCUGUGCCUAUUGACGUAGACAUUCAAUAUAGACAUGGCACUCUAUCGCCACGAGUAUUCAUAACUACACCUCGCAUUCAAGAAGGUCGUCCCGUGACUCUGGGUACUGUGGACGAGAUGGGCAAAAUCUCUGGAUACCCUAACUACUCCUGGCACGAAAAUCAAGGCCAGAACUGCGAAGGAAUAACUUCAGUAUUUAGGACUAUGAUAGACGAAUGCAAUAGGCUCUGGAUGUUGGACACAGGCAAGAUCGGCAGCAAGCAAUACUGUCCUCCACAGCUGUUGGCUUUCAACCUCAACGAUGACAGCCUCAUCUACCGGUACCGGCUCAACCAGACUGAUUAUACUGCACAGUCAUCGUUUUAUACUGUAGUGACGGAUGUAAAACCAGGCGAUUGCGGUGAUGCAUACGUGUACAUAGCAGACGUGACUGGCCCCGCGCUGGUAGUGGUCGACGUGGCGAAAAAUCGCUCAUGGCGCCUCACUCAUCGCCUCUUCUAUCCGUUCCCCUCACGAGGGAACUUCACCGUUGACGGUGAGAGUUUCGAUCUAAUGGACGGAAUAUUGGGCAUGGCGUUGACUCCUCGGGGACGUAAUCGUGAUCGGUUGCUCUACUUCCACGCUCUUUCUUCCACCACAGAAAACAUCGUCCGGACAUCUGUACUCAAGAAUGAUAGUUACGUGGGAAAUCCUAGCGUUGACCCUAAACUUAUCAGUGUAUUCCCAGGUGAGCGAUCAAGUCAAUCCGGACCUGAAGCAAUGGAUCUAAACGGCAUCAUGUAUUUUGGACUCAUGGACCCGCCAAGUAUUUGGUGCUGGAAUUCUGCCACGGAGUACAAUCAAAGGAAUUUCCACCUAGUCGCCGAAAACAGGGAAACUCUACAGUUUACCACUGGGGUCAAAGUCAUCAACAACCUUCAGGGAGAACAGGAGUUAUGGGUUCUUACAUCAAGCUACCAAAGAGUCUUUACUGGAACCCUAAGCUCCAACAGGACAAACUUCAGAAUUCACACGGAAAAGAUCCCAGUGAUCUUGGCAAAUUCACCGUGUUUGUCUCCCCCAAAGGAGUCGAGCUCUAAUUCCUGCGCGAAUUAAUAUAAUAUCAAACAAUGUGACCCGUGGAACAUACAUAUACGGAGCUCCAUCAUAUCUCUAGAGAUUCGCACUUUA
This is a messenger RNA of Hyposmocoma kahamanoa, 1467 nucleotides long. RefSeq names its product protein yellow-like. The transcript has 7 exons. The coding region runs from base 118 to 1392 and encodes 424 amino acids. The record is from RefSeq and is a predicted model, not a curated record. Gene Ontology annotation, cellular component: extracellular region. NCBI's taxonomy places the organism in Eukaryota, Metazoa, Arthropoda, Insecta, Lepidoptera, Cosmopterigidae.